AUGGCAGCUGUAUCAAACGAAUUUUGGAAUGACAAAAUGAAACGUCUUUUCCAUCUUUACGAUAUUGAUCGAGAUGGUUCAAUAACACCAGUUGAUUUUGAAAUUCUUGCUGAUAAACUUUCAUCACUAGUUGGUCAAGACGAUACAAAACGACGUGAAGAUUAUGCAACUGCUCGAAAACUUCUUUGUCAAGAAAUAAUGCGAGCUGAUGAAAAUCAAGAUGGAAAAGUAACACUAGAAGAAUGGCUCCAAUUUCAUCGACGUCUUGCAGACGAAUUACGUAAGCCAGGUACACAUCCUGAAUUAUUAGAACAAUUAACUCGACGAAUUAAUACAACAUUUAAUAUGCUUGAUCUUAAUCAUGAUGGUCAUAUAGCACGAGAUGAAUGGGUUAAAACAUGUCAAUUUUUUGGUGUUGAUAAAGAUGCAGCUGAUAAAACAUUUACAACAGUUGCUCAAGGAGAUAAACUUGACGAAAAGAAAGCUAAAACGCUUUUCUAUGAUUACAUUAAACUUGAUGAUCCAAAUCAUAUAUCUAACUGUUGCGUAUGCUUCCUUUAA
Molecule: messenger RNA, 561 nt
Organism: Rotaria sordida
Lineage: Eukaryota; Metazoa; Rotifera; Eurotatoria; Philodinida; Philodinidae
Source: the annotation of a GenBank genome assembly